This is a messenger RNA of Anolis sagrei ordinatus, 5015 nucleotides long. It is a transcript of the gene TAF4, whose product is annotated as TATA-box binding protein associated factor 4. The record is from RefSeq and is a predicted model, not a curated record. Gene Ontology annotation, cellular component: transcription factor TFIID complex. Lineage: Eukaryota; Metazoa; Chordata; Lepidosauria; Squamata; Anolidae. Gene Ontology annotation, molecular function: DNA binding; protein heterodimerization activity; RNA polymerase II general transcription initiation factor activity. Gene Ontology annotation, biological process: DNA-templated transcription; transcription initiation at RNA polymerase II promoter.
AAGAAAAAAGAUGGCGGCGGGCUCGGAUCUGCUGGAUGAGGUUUUCCUGAACGCGGAGGUGGAUGAGAAGGUGGUGAGCGACCUAGUGGGCUCGCUGGAGUCCCAGCUGGCGGCCUCCGGGCACCACCGAGGCCACCACCGGCCUCCCGAGGGACUCCGGGCCGCCGCCAACGCCGCCACCGGGCAGCUGCUGGGGAACCAUGUCGUGAGCGGCGGAGGAGGCGGCGGAGGAGGAGGAAGCCCCAGCCCCGGAGGAGGAGGAGGGGGAGGCAAUGCCAGUGGCCAAACAGGGAGCCCCGGCACCACCACCUCCUCCUCCUCCUCUUCCUCCUCCUCCACAACCACUGCCGUCACCAGUAACGCCGCCAAGAUGGGACUCAGUGGCCCAGAGACCACCAAGCCAGGAGCUGGUGGAGCGCAAGGGAGUGUUAUCAAUCAUAAUGCCAGGUCCCAGGGUUCCACUUUGGAUGGAGCCACCACCACCAGCGUCAGCACCACUACAAAUGUUCAAGGUGGAUCUGAAGCUGCUGUCACCCCAGGGACCCUCAGCCAGGGCAAGUCAGUAGUCAUCAGCACCAUGGCGACAGCGUUAUCUACCAGGAAUGGUAAAAUUGGGUCCACAGCGGUACAAACUUUGAACGGGAGUAAUGUGGUGAUGAAUUCUCACACUUCUUUCACGGCUACCCCUGCAACGGCGAACCCUGCCAUUGUCCCAGCUGUCACCCCUCUUGUUAACAAUGGACCUGGAAAUGUGGGGAAAGUCAGUACUGUUAAUGCCUUGUUGCCAUCUGCUUCAAAUACUGUCAUCCAGACUUCUUUUCUUGGCACUGGGGUGUCCUCAGCUUCUUCGCCCUCGCCCACGGUGAUAUCCUCACAACAGCCCCCGGGCCUUGGUCCUGGAGGGCCAACGGUAGCAUUGGUGAGGCCGCCCAUUCAUGCAGCAGGACCUUCGGUAGCUGCAGCCACUCAGAAUGGGAGCAAUACUGUGAUCAAUUCAACCAUCAGUGUGGGAAGUUUUCCUGCUGCAGCUGUUGCUGCAGCCACUGUGGGUUCUGGGGUUUCCCUCCAGACCUCUCUUGUGAACAGUCAGCCUGGUUCUGGCGUACCGACUGCACCCACCACACAAGUCAUAAAGUCGGAGUCUCCUAAAACUAUUGUGCAGACAGUAACCCAACAGCAGACCCUGGCUGCUGGUGGCCAGCCCAGUACUACAGGGGGUAAUAUGAUUAUUGGGCAAACUAUGCAAGCUGGCCUGCCCAAUGUGGCCCCUAAUCCUGGUGGAGUACCUCCUGCGCCAGGCACUCCCACUGGCCUGGCAAAGGGAGCUGCCAAUACAGUCACACAGAGUAUGCCAAGGACUCCAGCAGCAACUACAAGUGGAAUCAGAGCAACUUUGACUCCUACUGUUUUAGCACCUCGUCAGCCUCCUCAGAAUCCAACAAAUAUUCAGAACUUUCAGUUACCACCAGGCAUGGUCCUGGUGCGUAGCGAGAAUGGCCAGUUAUUGAUGAUCCCUCAACAUGCUUUGGCACAGAUGCAGGCCCAAGCACAUGCACAGUCCCAGUCUCAAACGACCAUGACUCCUCGCCCUGCCACACCUACCAGUGCUUCUCCAGUACAGCUCUCGACUGUGCAGGUCAGUUCACUGAGAAAUGCUCCUGGAACGCCUAUAAUCGCACGGCAGGUGGCCCCGACCACUAUAAUCAAGCAAGUGUCUCAGGCACAGACAACUGUACAGCCCACAACAACGUUACAGAGGCCGCCUGUAGUUCAGCCUCAGAUUGUUUUGGGUAGUCCAGCACAAACGACAACAUUAGGAACAGCAACUGCGGUGCAGACUGGAACUCCUCAGAGGACGGUGCAAGGAGCCACAGCGACCUCAACUGUGGCCACAGAAACCAUGGAAAAUGUGAAGAAAUGCAAGAAUUUCCUCUCUACGUUAAUAAAACUGGCCUCUUCUGGAAAGCAGUCUACAGAGACUGCAGCUAAUGUGAAAGAACUAGUUCAGAACCUACUGGAUGGAAAAAUAGAAGCAGAAGAUUUCACCAGCAGGUUAUACCGGGAACUUAAUUCUUCACCUCAACCUUACCUUGUGCCUUUCUUGAAGCGGAGCUUGCCUGCCUUGAGACAGCUGACUCCAGACUCAGCAGCGUUUAUUCAGCAAAGCCAGCAUCAGCAGCCCACGACGCAGCCCACGACUGCUCUCACGGCUGUGAUGCUGAGCAGCUCGGUUCAGCGGACAGCCGGGAAGACCACCGCCACCGUAACGAGUACCUUGCAACAGCCGGUCAUCAGUCUAACGCAACCGACGCAAGUUGGGGUUGGCAAACAAGGGCAGCCCACGCAGGUGGUUAUCCAGCAGUCUCAAAAACCAGGCACAUUGAUUCGGCCUCCACAGGUGACAUUGACACAGACUCCCAUGGUUGCCUUGAGGCCGCCACACAACCGUAUUAUGCUCACUGCUCCUCAACAAAUUCAGCUGAAUCCACUUCAGACAGUACCUGUGGUAAAACAGACAGUAUUACCUGGAACCAAAGCUCUUUCUACACUUUCAAGUCAAGCAGCUGCUGCUCAAAAAAAUAAACUCAAAGAACCUGGGGGAGGUUCUUUUAGGGAUGACGAUGAUAUUAAUGACGUUGCAUCGAUGGCAGGAGUUAACCUAUCGGAAGAGAGUGCGCGUAUAUUGGCCACCAAUUCUGAAUUGGUCGGUACAUUAACACGGUCGUGUAAAGACGAAACGUUCCUUCUUCCAGCACCUUUGCAAAGAAGGAUAUUAGAAAUAGGUAAAAAACACGGAAUAACGGAAAUCCAUCCUGAUGUAGUUAGCUAUGUAUCGCAUGCAACGCAGCAAAGGUUACAAACGCUAGUUGAGAAGGUAUCAGAAACGGCUCAGCAAAAGAAUCUUUCUUACAAGGAUGAUGAAAGAUACGACCAAGCAAGUGAUGUUCGGGCGCAGCUGAAGUUCUUUGAACAACUUGAUCAAAUAGAAAAACAGCGGAAAGAUGAACAAGAAAGGGAAAUUUUAAUGCGUGCAGCAAAGUCUCGAUCUAGACAAGAAGAUCCAGAGCAGCUAAGGUUGAAACAGAAGGCCAAGGAGAUGCAGCAGCAGGAAUUAGCACAAAUGAGACAGAGGGAUGCCAACUUAACUGCACUGGCUGCAAUAGGGCCCAGAAAGAAGAGGAAAGUGGACUCCCCAGGCGCUGGAUCAGGGACAGAGGGAUCCAGUGCAAGCAUAGCAGUCCCAGGCAGCUCCGGUGUCGGAACGACGAGGCAGUUUACACGGCAAAGGAUAACGCGGGUGAACCUCAGGGACCUCAUAUUUUGUUUAGAAAAUGAGCGAGAGACAAGCCAUUCAUUAUUGCUAUACAAAGCAUUCCUUAAGUAAAAGUGGAGAAGAUCAAGGUAUUUUUUGGCGGAAGAAGACACCCGGGGACACUUUUUUUUAAUAUAUAUUUGCAGAUUGCGCCUUUUUGUAACGAGCAUAUGGGAAUAUUGUUUUCAGAAACACGCACCCCAUCAAGAGCAACCACCACCACACCACUCUGAGACGACCACCUCUUUAAAUGGGAAUGUUUUCUAUUCCCAUUUGUUAUAAACUCUUUUGGUGUCAGAGCAGCGAUCCCUUUCUUUGACAGUAAGGAGACUUGCAAAGGCCUGAGGAGACAAUAGGAGGACAAUUUAAAGUUUUACUCAUCUCUUUGAUUGAGUGGCCUUCUUGCCAAACAAGCCAUAUUAUAGAGACUGGAUGGAACCGUUUAGCAAAUAACCAGCUACUCUGUGUCAGAUCCUGUAGCAAUUUCAACAUGAAUUGUGCAUUUUAGUUCAGUUUUCCUUAACUAAAUCAAUAUAAGUCUAUGUCUACAGCAGAUGACCUCAUUUUAUUUUAGCUUUUAAAAGGAGUCGGUUAGCAAAGCAAACUGAUUUUUUUAAAGAAAUAUUUAUCUUUUCCUGCCCCAAAUUGUUCAAAUUCUAGAUUACACUUAAUUUUAAGCGUAACCUCAAUUCUUUUAAUCUUGUUAUUACCGCUUAUUAGAGGCACCCCGCCCAACUCUGAAGGGACCCGCAAAGGAGGGUCACUUCUGAAUGUUUUAUCAGCAUCUGUAAAAAAAAAAAAUACGAAAAAGGAAAAAAAGAAAUACAUUUUAUUUGCUAUAGUUUGUAAAGCUGUAAAGUUUAAAACGGAAAAAAAGAAAAAAGAAAAAAAGAAAUCUUUUCAGCAUAAUUAUAUUUUACUUGCACUGUGUUUUUAGCGAAAGUGAAAGCUUAGAUUAAUUAAAAAUCAAAGUUAAGAGGAAUCAUCAAAAAAAGACAGUUUCUCAGUGUGAAAUCAAGUGUUGAAAAAAAUGGUUGGUGUAUUUUGUCAGUAAUUGUACAUAAUUUUUGGCACAUAACAUUAAAAAAAAUGGCUAUGUAAACUAUAAUUAUUUUGCUAAAAGACUGUAUGCAAGCUAUGGGCUUUACUUUAAAGACGUCCAGAGCAAAAUUCCCCUCUUUGUACCUAUUUUUUUAUUACAAAUAUACUAAUUGGUUCUUUAUAUUUUCAGAGGUUAUUGUAUUAAAUUGUCUAUUGAUAGUACUUUUAUGACUGUAAAUAUGUCGGCUUUCUUUGUGUGAACUCUCUCAUGUUAGACUUUAAGGGCAUGAACCACCCUGAACGUUUCCUGUGCAAAUCCUAUUGCGAUGAAGGGAGCUGUACUUGGACUUGGCAUUGAUUUCAAGGGAGCCUUGGGCAAGAAGCGUUUCUGGUGGAUUGCACCUUAACUCUUUUUGUGUGUAAACUGAAUGCUGAUCAGUAUUUUUAUCAACACCCAACAAACUGUUACACCUUUUUAUUUUGUCUUUUAGGGAAGAAAAAAAAAAGAAACCCUGUUUUCCAUUUUUUUUCAUGUAAAUUUUGCACAGUUCCUUGUUCAUAUGUAAAUAUUUUACUUUCAAAAAUGAAGUUUUUAAUUGCUAUUGUUUUAUAUAGGAUUGAAAGAAAAUUAACUCCUUUAUUAAAAACAAAUUUAUCUGUA